Messenger RNA from Naegleria lovaniensis, 1137 nucleotides. RefSeq lists its product as uncharacterized. The record is from RefSeq and is a predicted model, not a curated record. Lineage: Eukaryota; Heterolobosea; Eutetramitea; Acrasida; Naegleriidae. The coding region runs from base 1 to 1137 and encodes 378 amino acids. The transcript is spliced from 2 exons.
AUGGAAUUUGUGGAUGGUACAAAUAUUGGAACCAUUUGCAAAGUAUUGGGUGUACCGAUUGAAUUAUCCAACACGGUAUUUGUUCAGAAAUUACAUCUUGAGGGCUAUUCAUUCACAAAUACUGCUAACGAACGACGCAAAGAACAAUUGGAACUUAUUGAACAGACAUUUAAACAAUCACAAUGGAGAUAUCACGAAUUGCAUUUUCUUCAUGAGUUUUCAUGUCGGUAUGGCUAUAUAUUGUUAUUAAGCGAAGAAACAAAUGAGACACGAAUAUGGAAAAGUUCGUUGGUAGCAACUACGGCGAAUUCACAUCCUCCAACCAUGGAGAUUAGUUUCAAUAUCACCAAAGAUUCCCAAUGUAAAACACACGUCCUAAGUAUUUUUAAUCAAUUUGAAUUGAUUAAUGACAAUCAACGACAUUUGUUGAACAAGAUCUUUAAACAUGAAGACAAGUGUGUGAAAAUUCGAGGACAUAUUUUUCUGAAAAAAUCGAACUUAAAGCUACCAAAGUCUGAUCCACAUAUACGAUCAGUUUUGCUGGAAAUUUUUCCACAAUUUACAACCAAAAUUAAUUUAGACAACAAAAGAGAUCAUGGCAAUGUGGUUGAUUUGGACGAAGAAUUAAUGUUACAUUUUUUUUCUUUUGUACGAGAUGUACACGGGUAUGACAAACCCAUUGAACGAGAAAUCAUGUUACAACGUUUUUGGUUUCCAGCUCUCCACACUAAGGAAACAUUGAAAUGCACCACUAGUCGAAAACACAUGCCCUCUCUUUUAGGUCGUGAUGCUCACACUCGUAUUUCACGUGCGAUGGCUCACUCCAUUGCUAAAUAUGAGGUUACUUGCAUUCCACAUUCUCGAAAAGUCAAACUGAAACUCAUUCCAAAAACAAUUCCAAUUUUUGUUACGAACGUUUGCUUCAUGGCACUCAUUUAUGGAUGUUCAAAGUUAAACGAAUUCUUAGCCAACAAGUAUCUCAAGGAAAAUAUGGACGAUGUAAUUUUGGGGUAUUUCAUCAAAGGUUGGCUCGUGUUGACAACAAAUCUUGCUAUUGUGGUAAUGGCUGUGUUUGGAUGUAGAGCAUUCAUGGAAAUGUUUCAUUCUUUAUAUGAACCUAAGGAGAUUGAACUAUAA